AUGGUGAUCAGAAAAGUUAAAUUGGGAGGAUAUGGCCACACGGUUGAGAUUGACGAAUCAAAAUUUGGGCGUCGAAAACACCAUAGAGGUCACAGGGUUGAGGGACAGUGGGUAUUCGGGGGCUAUGAAAGGGAAACUGGCAAUGUUGUCCCGGUUGAAAAGCGUGACGCCACAACCCUACUACACGUCAUAAAAGAGUGGAUCAAGCCCGGAACAACCAUAAUCUCCGAUUGUUGGAAGGCUUACAACACCUUAAACAAUGAAGGCUAUGUCCACAUGACGGUCAACCAUAGACUCCAUUUCAAGGACCCGGAAACUGGAGUGCACUCAAAUUCCAUUGAGACUUCCUGGAGACACGCCAAGGCAUCAAUGUCCAAUUAUUGCCGGAAAAAAAAAAUUUUCCCGGGAUACUUGGCCAAACACAUGUCUACCAAACACUGUCGGAUCUACAAUUUAGAUCCGACAGCUGAGUUUUUCAAAAACGCCGGUACACUGUACCAUAAAGAAAACGAAAAUGUUAUAUUUAAUGACGGCCACGGCGGUGACGACGACGGCAACGACGACGACGACGAGUGA
Macrosiphum euphorbiae (potato aphid) is the source of this 576-nucleotide messenger RNA. NCBI's taxonomy places the organism in Eukaryota, Metazoa, Arthropoda, Insecta, Hemiptera, Aphididae. The record is from the annotation of a GenBank genome assembly.